CGCCUGAUAUAAGGAAGUCGAAGGGAAGAAAUUUUCUAUCCAAAAUGUGAUGAUACUGACCGAGGGUUUAGACAGAGACCUUAAUGUUUUCCUACAUUAAAGAAAAAGAAAGAUGAAGGUUGUGAUUUAAUGGACUAGACCCUCCACAUCAUGGACAUAGCAAGCUCCCCGUAUAGAGUAUAUCACUGUUUUAAGUGCCCGGGGGACACAGAAUACCAUUGUGUAUCGUGUCCAUGUGAUCUGUGUCCCCAGUGUAAAGAGAACCAUGUAAAAGAUCUCCAAACAAUAGACCAUGAUGUUGUGUCACACCGUGAUCAAAUCAACUACAUCCCAACACAAGAAAUCUGUGUGAGACAUCCUAGCCAAGUUUAUAUAAAGUACUGUGAACCUUGUCAACUCCCUGUCUGUUUCCACUGCAGGAAGCAUAGAAAUCACAGACAACUAGAUGUUAGAACAGCCUUUAGAACAAAACAACAACAACACAGGGGAACCAUUCACACCAUCAGAAGUGAGGCUCUCUUUUACAUACCUGUUUUCCUGCCACAAAUCAAAGCUGAUUUUAAGACCUGUCGCACAAAAUUCUCCCUCUGUCAAUUAGAGAUGUUAGCAAAGGCUCAGAAACUGAAGGAUCUCAUUGAUAAAGUGCUGUAUGAUCUAUUGAACAAUGUGUUUUGUGACUUUAAUUUCAAACACAGAUGUUUAAAACAGAUGAUAGAAAUGAGCAGACAUAUUGUCAGCAUACAGAGAUAUAUACACAGAUAUGAACAAUCACCAUUCAUAGUCAGUGCACUACAAUUCCUCUCCUCCAUAAAGACAACCCUCCCCCAGAUACAUCUUACACUACACACCAGCCAGCUCUCCAUGACUGAGUCACUCAACAAGGAGGAUGUGAUGGAGUCACUGAGUGUAAUCCAAAUCACAGAGAGAGGAAACCGAUGCGUCGAAAACCAGUGUCUGCUGAAAAUGAUGUCGAGUGCUGAGCUCCAUCAAUCUCUCACAGUGACAGGUGUUGGUCAUUGUGAUCAUAUUACCUAUGUGACAUCAGACCGGAUCUGGGUCAGUGGUUUUGUAAAUGAUUUCAUCUUGACAAACAAAGCAGGUGUCUCUUUACAUCGUGUGGAGGAUUCACGUUGUGGUUCAGGAUUACACACAGUGAACAGUGAGAGUGAACUGAUUUAUAUAAAUAGGACUUAUAACAUCAACAAAUUGUCAAAGGAUUUGAAAACAACCACCACAUUUAUAAAGAGAACAGACUCUACAUGGAUACCACGGUGUGUGCACUGGUCCCCAUCCACUGGAGACCUACUGGUCGCAAUGUAUGGAAAGAAACCAGAGACAGGCAAGGUAGGGAACUAUGAUACAGGGACAGGCAAGGUAACCCGGUACAACCAGAGCGGACAACUGACACAUACCGUUCAAUACGACAACUCAGGACUGGAACUUUAUAAUAAACCUAACUUUAUAACAGAGAACAACAAUGGGGAUGUCGUGGUGUCCAACUAUAUAAAUUAUAAGUCUGGUGCAAUAGUGGUGACAGAGCGUGAAGGAAGACAUCGUUUCUCCUACACAGGACCUCCAUCGGGAUCAUUACAACGGCCACAUGGAAUCUGUACUGACGCGCUGUCACACAUCCUGGUGUGUGAUGGUACAACCCACACAGUACAGAUGAUAGACAGGGACGGUCAGUUCCUGUCACAUCUACUGAUAAGACCAUCAGGAAUAUUCACACCGCGCAGCCUGAGUUAUGAUGUCAACACUCACCGUCUCUGGGUCGGAUCAAUGUCCAACAACACAGUGGUUAUAUACAGGUAUAUCACCAGACAGAACGCUUUGACAGAUCUGAAUCCAACCACUGCUGGUGUAAUGGAGUCACUGAGUGAAAUCCCAACCACAGGGACAGAAAAACCACAGCAAGGAAACCAGUGUCUGCUGAAACUGAUGUCUCCCCCCGAGUUGCUACACUCUCUUACAUUGACAGGUGUUGGUGGUUGUUUUCAUAUUUCUUGCUUGACAUCAGGCCGGAUUUGGAUCAGUGAUAUAAAAAAAAAUCUCAUUUUGACAGACACAACAGGUGUCCCUCUACAUCGUGUGGAGGAUUCAUGUAGUGGUUUAGGAUUGCACACAAUGAAUAGUGAGAGUGAACUGAUUUAUAUAGAUAGGAAUUAUAACAUCAGCAAACUGUCAAAGGAUUUGAAAACAACCUCCACAUUUAUAGAGAGAACAGACUUGUCACGUAUACCAUGGUGUGUGUACUGGUCCCCAUCCACUGGGGAUGUACUGGUUGGGUAUGGUAAUAGAAAGGAACCAGGGACAGGCAAGGUAACCCGGUACAACCAGAGUGGACAACUCACACAUACCGUACAAUAUGACAACACAGGACUGAAACUGUAUAGUAAACCUAACUAUAUAACAGAGAACAACAAUGGGGAUGUCGUGGUGACUGACUUAUGUGCUGUAGUGGUGACAGAGCGUGGAGGAAGACAUCGUUUCUCCUACACAGGACAUCCAUCAGGAUCAGGACUACAGCCAUGUGGAAUCUGUACUGACGCGCUGUCACAAAUCCUGGUGUGUGAUGCAACAACCGACACAGUACAGAUGUUAGACAUGGACGGUCAGUUCCUUUCACAUCUACUGACAAAAUCACAAGAAAAGGGUAAACCGCGCGGCCUGAGUUAUGAUGUCAACACUCACCGUCUCUUGGUUGGAUCAGACAACAAGAAGCUGUGUGUCUACAGGUAUAUCACCAGACAGGACGCUCUGACUGAUGAAAACAAAUCCCGGCCAGAUGAGUAUGCCUUGUUCAGCUUAACACCAGCUGUAGAAUGGAGAUAGUUUGGAUAUUAACAGGUUGUAAAUGAUUCUGUACAAAUGUUUGUCACUUUCUUGAACAUUUGCAGCUGAAAUAUUUACAUGGACAUCAUCCAAACAAGGGCCCAUGUUGCUAUAUUUGGAAUAAAAUGCAACAUUAAUAGUUAAAUGUAAACUUACAAUAACUAAACCAUGUAAAUAAUGAAUAUCACUCAAAGAUCAUCAUAAAUGUAUAUUCAAUAAUUAUUGAAAAUAAUUGGGAGAUGGAUAUUUAUUAAAUGUUAAACUGUUUUUGAUUAUCAUAUUAAAACUGUAUGUUCUCAAUAUUGAUCUGAAUUUAAUUAAUGAAUGUUCUAGAAAUCAUAAUCUUAAAGCUGAACAUAACUCGUAAAGAGGCACUGUCCGUUAAUUUCUCUUUCAUCAUUGAUGUCCCUACAACCCUUGCAGGUGUCACUAUAGUAUUGCAUUGAAGGUUCACGUCAAAAUAUGGCUGAGGCAAAAUAAUUUCCAAUUUUUCCUUUGAAUUUGGAGUGUUUUCGCUCAAGACAGGUGCUGAUCUUUUUAUGAGAUGAAAAACAAUGUGUAAGAGGUCUAACUAUCCCACUUUUGUAAUAAUGCGAGGUCAUUUGCAUUUUUGAUGCGUAUUGUUUCCGGAGGGGGACGAAAAGGCCAGGGCUUAAAUUUCAAGCACAUGUGUAACUUCGAGGUAAAAAGUCUCACGCAUUGCUGGAUGCACAUGUGUAUUUUGAUAGAAAAUUGUAAGUGAGGCUUUGUUUAAAAAGAUGUCAAGAGGAUUUUUUCCAGAAGUUCGUUUUGAAUUUUUAAUCUGAAUGUAAAAUUGUGCAAUAUUGGUAAGAAUAUAUAGUAAUAUUUAAUACUGUAGUGCAACCUACAGUACCGAUCAGACCCAACCUAACAUAAAUUAAACCCCAACUUAACCCUGGGUUUACUUCGGGUUCACUAGAGUGGACCCAGAGUAAACACAGAGUAAACAUAAAGUAAACCCAGUGUAGACACAGAGGGUAAACCAGUUAGAAGUAUUCCCCUUAAAACAGACACUAACUGUGUAUUCGGAAUAAACAAGGGGCAGAAAUUACAGGCAGUAGGAUGGUAAGAUAAAAGACGGGUCACCUACACUUCAGUGCGAACUAUUGAACUCACAAGCAAUAUCCAAGUAAACCCAAAGUAAACCCCGAGUAAACUCGUAGUAAACUCCGAGUGGAGUCAGUGGACCCAAACUUUCAAAAAGUAAACCCAGAGUAAACCCAAAAAGUAAACCCGGGGUUUAGUUGGGGUUUACUUUGCUGUUAGGGUGGGUGUGAUCGGUACUGUAUAUAAGGGACAGACCUCUACAGUAUUUUACUGUAGAGGUCUCACCUUUGUGGACGUACAUCGUGCCUCGCCGUCUUACUCGGUCCGAUGACAUUAUCAAAUUUUACGCACUUUUUUCUAGCCAGGAGAAUACUAACAUCAAAUAAAUUAGUCAAUGCAUCAUUUACAAACAGAAUAUGCACAUAGAAAAA
Messenger RNA from Magallana angulata, 4331 nucleotides. RefSeq lists its product as uncharacterized. Gene Ontology annotation, biological process: negative regulation of translation; proteasome-mediated ubiquitin-dependent protein catabolic process; protein polyubiquitination. Bases 151 to 2832 code for a protein of 893 amino acids. NCBI's taxonomy places the organism in Eukaryota, Metazoa, Mollusca, Bivalvia, Ostreida, Ostreidae. The record is from RefSeq and is a predicted model, not a curated record. The transcript is spliced from 4 exons. Gene Ontology annotation, molecular function: protein binding; translation repressor activity; zinc ion binding.